Messenger RNA from Macaca mulatta (Rhesus monkey), 732 nucleotides. NCBI's taxonomy places the organism in Eukaryota, Metazoa, Chordata, Mammalia, Primates, Cercopithecidae. The record is from RefSeq and is a predicted model, not a curated record.
ACUCUGGCGGUGCUUGAGGAGCCCUUCAGCCCACCACUACAUGUGGGAGCCCCUUUCUGGGCUGCCGAGGCCGCAGCCGGUUCCCUCUACUUGCGAGGAGGUGUGGAGGGAGAGGCGUGGGCCGGAAGUGGGGCUGUGCGCGGCACUCGCGGGCCAGCGUGAGUUCCGGCGGGCGCGGGCUCGGUGGGUCCCCACACUCGGAGCGACCAGCCCGCGCUGCCAGGCCCGGGUAGUGAGGGGCUUAGCAACCGGGCCAGCAGCUGCGGCGGUUGCUCCAGGUCCCUCAGCACUUCCAGCGCUGGGCUCAAAUUCUUGCUGGGCCUCAGCUGCCUCCCCGCGGAGCAGGGCUCAGGACCUGCCCCCGCCAUGCCCAAGCCCCCGCUUCUCUGCUUUGGGCUCCCGCGCGGCCCAAGCCUCCCGGACGGGCGCUGCCCCCUGCUCUGUGACGCCCAGUCCUAUCACCCACCCAAGGGCUGAGGAGUACCGGUGCACGGUGCAGGACUGGCAGGCAACUCCGCCUGCAGCCCAGGUGCGGGAUCCACUGGGUCUACACGAGACAACGCCAGUGAAAUACAGAUGUGGAGACAUCCAAGAGUCACCUAAACAAUGCAAAGACAUGAUACCCAGGAGAGCCAAAGCAUCAGCACCUUCUUUUAUACCAACCACAACCACCUCGUUUCCUCUUUAUAAGCACUCUGUGUGAGAAUAGCAAUAAAAUAGUUUUAGCAGCUA